AUGAUGGUUACCAAUACUGACAGACGUAUUGCUGCAGAGAAAUUGAAUUCUUAUUUAUGCCCCGAAAUGGAGAAACAAUUGGAUAAGUUAUUGGAGGUGGGAAGACAUUGGCACAUUAGUCGGUCAAGCGAGUUUGUAUCUGAAGUACAUAGUUAUGAUUUGGUGAUGGUGGACUUGGAAAAUGGUAUUAUUCAUGUCGUCAAUGGCAGGUUAAAGGUUUCCCUUGCUCACAUGCAGUUGCAGCUAUCGUGCAGAACGAGCAAUGCUUAUGAUUACAUUAAAGACUAUUUCACAUCUGAUUAUUAUAAGUCUUCGUAUUCUUUUCCAAUUGAGCCAAUUCCUAACAUCCAUCAACCCCCACUUGAUAUAGUGAAGGAUUUUUCCAUCAAGCCUCCAGUGACAAGAAAACAACCCAGUAGACCAAGAGUCAAGAGGAUUAAGUCUAAUGAGGAAGAACCAACAUCAAUGAAUUAUGAGAGGUGUAAGUAG
Messenger RNA from Malus domestica (apple), 489 nucleotides. RefSeq lists its product as uncharacterized. Lineage: Eukaryota; Viridiplantae; Streptophyta; Magnoliopsida; Rosales; Rosaceae. The record is from RefSeq and is a predicted model, not a curated record.